This is a messenger RNA of Planococcus citri (citrus mealybug), 1268 nucleotides long. RefSeq lists its product as uncharacterized. The transcript is spliced from 7 exons. NCBI's taxonomy places the organism in Eukaryota, Metazoa, Arthropoda, Insecta, Hemiptera, Pseudococcidae. The record is from RefSeq and is a predicted model, not a curated record. Gene Ontology annotation, cellular component: nucleus; cytoplasm. The coding region runs from base 74 to 1147 and encodes 357 amino acids. Gene Ontology annotation, molecular function: protein serine/threonine phosphatase activity.
UACAAACAAAUCGAAACGAAAUUGUUUAUUUUUUUAUUUUUUUCACCCCGAAUGUUUUAACGAGUAAAUUUAAAUGAAUGAAGAUCGAAGGAAGAAAAGUUCCCGUUACCGUUCGAGUUCCAAGAUGAACAAUCUCGACGUCGAGGAUUCCGUUAUACUAAAAUUAACCGAUGAAAACAACAGAGCCAUGUUUCGUGAACAAACAAAAACUAGCUCCAGACCGGCAGAUUUCGAUAAAAUAUGUCUUCUAACCAUGGAUGAAAUAAAUCUGUUGAUAGAUAAAUGCUUAAACAUCACGAUGGCCCAACCGAUGCUUCUGGACUUACAUCCACCAAUAAAUAUAUGCGGUGACAUUCACGGUCAAUUUUUGGAUCUGUUGUGGAUUUUCGAAUGCGGCGGAAUCCCGCCGGCAGCGAACUAUCUUUUUUUGGGCGAUUACAUCGAUCGUGGUAAUUACUCGAUCGAAUGCAUUUGCCUGUUGAUGGCGUACAAAGUAAAAUACCCGGAUAGAUUUUUCAUGCUGCGAGGUAACCACGAAAGCAACCCGGUCAACGAAAAUUACGGAUUCCUCGUCGAAUGUAUGACGAGAUUCAAUAAAGCUUUAUGGAUCCAUUUCGGCGAAUUCUUCGAUUGCUUACCGUGCGCUGCCAUCGUAGGUGAGAAGAUAUUCUGCGUCCACGGUGGCCUCAGUCCGCAAUUGAAAGCGUGGGAUCAGAUACGUAAAAUCCAGCGACCCAUUACCACCCCCGUCAACGGUCUUUUGUGCGAUCUAGUCUGGGCUGAUCCGGAUAAAGGACCCAUUGGAUAUGUGGAAAAUGCUGCUAGAGCUAUUUCCUACAGGUUUGGAACUGACGUCGUGCACGAGUUCUUGAAACGAAUGAAAAUGAAUUUAAUCGUUCGAGCACACGAAGUUAUGAGGAAAGGUUACGAAAUUAUCGGUAAAAAUGGACUAAUAACGGUUUUCUCAGCUCCAAAUUACACCGGCGUCUUCGGUAACGAUGGCGCCAUUUUAAGCGUCAACGAACAACUCGAAUGCACUGUUGUUGUUUUAAACUAUAAAUAUAAAAAAGCUCAAAAGUCCAUGAAAUGCGAAUGGCACAAUAACGUUUUAAAACACCGUCCAUCUUCGACAUAUCAACGGGAAUAGAACCCGGAAACGGAAAAUUGUCAAUGUCCAAUUCAGUGUUGCCAGAUGACGCGAAUGAAAAAAACAUCGUUGGAUUAAGGGUGCAUUUUUGAGUUAUGAUAAUUUUUGCAUUUUAAUUAUC